This is a messenger RNA of Sceloporus undulatus (fence lizard), 6590 nucleotides long. It is a transcript of the gene MAML1, whose product is annotated as mastermind like transcriptional coactivator 1. The record is from RefSeq and is a predicted model, not a curated record. Gene Ontology annotation, molecular function: transcription coactivator activity. Gene Ontology annotation, cellular component: nuclear speck; nucleoplasm. Bases 233 to 3388 code for a protein of 1051 amino acids. The transcript has 5 exons. Gene Ontology annotation, biological process: Notch signaling pathway; positive regulation of transcription of Notch receptor target. NCBI's taxonomy places the organism in Eukaryota, Metazoa, Chordata, Lepidosauria, Squamata, Phrynosomatidae.
GGGGCAAAGCAGAUUCAAAAUGGCGGCGGCCGAGGCGCGGAUAACAAUGGAGGACUGGAGGCUGCUGCGGCGGCGGCUUCGGGCCUGAGGCGGGGCGGCGGGGCGCGGAAGGACGGCGGCGAAGGAGGAGGAGUGGAGCCGCCGGGCGCCGGAGCCGCCGGGCGCCCCUCUCCGUCCUCCAUGGCGGCGUGAAAGGCCUGCUCUUCCCCCUCCUCCUCCUCGCCCGCGGCCCAUGGUCCUCCCUCCCUGCCCGAUGGCGGAGUUCGCGGUGCCCCGGCACAGCGCCGUCAUGGAGCGCCUCCGCCGCCGGAUCGAGCUCUGCCGCAGGCACCACAGCGCCUGCGAGUCCCGCUACCAGGCCGUCUCCCCGGAGCGCCUGGAGCUCGAGCGCCAGCAGACCUUCGCCCUCCACCAGCGCUGCCUCCAGGCCAAGGCCAAGCGCGCCGGCAAGCACCGGCAGCAGCAGCAGCAGGCCCCGGCCCAGCCCCAGGCCCCGGCACCCCAGGCCCCGGCCUCCUCCGAGAGACCCCCGGCCAACGGCCUGGACGCGGACACCGCCGGCGGUGAAGCCCAGCAGCAGCAGCAGCCACACGGAGGACGCAGCAGCAGCAGCAGCGCCCUCAUUGCGCAGCUUCAUGAAACAGUGAAAAGGAAGCUUGAUAGUUCUGUUUCGCCUCAGAAUGGUGACCAGCAGAAUGGCUAUGGCGACAUGUUUUCUGUGCCCAAGAAAUUGCGUCAUGAUGAUAGUGUUGGUGGGUUAACAGGCUCCUCCAAUGGAAUUCCUCCUGUAUCGCCUCUCCACCAGCUUGACAGCAAACCUUCCAGUGGAGACACUUUACAGCUCAAUGGCAAACAUCCCAUAGGGCUAGAUAGCAUCAGCAAAAAGUGUCUGCCAGACUCAAACCUUCAGUUGAAUGGAAGCAGCGAUGCUAAUGAUGUAUUUGCUUUGGCUAUUAAUAAGGAGCUCAAACAAGAACCACCAGAUGAUCUUCCCUGUAUGAUUACGGGACCAGGAAGUUCCAUAUCUCAGAACAAUUUGAUGUCUGAUCUUAACCUUAAUGAGCAAGAGUGGAAGGAGCUCAUUGAUGAACUGAACAGGUCAGUGCCUGAUGAAGACAUGAAAGAUCUCUUUACGGAAGACUUUGAGGAAAAGAAGGAUGUUGAUUCUACUAAUUCAGCUGCACAAACUCCAUUACCACAAGACAUCAUUAUAAAGACUGAAUUUUCUCCAGCAGACUUUGAGCAGGAACAGAUGGGAUCUCCACAGGUCAGAUCAUCUUCAGCUGGCACAACAUUCAUUGGUACCUCUUCUGUCCCUGUUAGUGCUGCUUCUCCAGCAGUUAGUAAUUCUCAAACAAUGUUCCAGCCUUCCAAUCAGUCAGUGACUGAUAAUUCCAGCCAGUCCAUGAUACAGCCAUCCAACCUGUCUCAGAAUGUGCAGAGGUCUCUGCCUAGUUCACUGUUACCUGGACAGAAUACAGGGGGCACCAAAGAGAUGUCAUCUGCUAAACAGCUCCAACAGAUAGCUGCAAAGCAGAAGAGAGAUCAGUUGUUACAGAACCAACAGCAGGUCCAUCAAUCCAACCAGAUUUCUAGCUGGCAGCAGUCAGGAUCUUCUCACAGUCCAUUGGCUGUCUCAUACACUAUGGAAAAUCCCACUAGCCCUUCAGUUUACCAACAGGACUUCAGUAACCAGAAACUCAUGAUGCCCAAUAUGCCAAGCAAAAGUUCUCCCAGGGCUGGGAGUGGUUAUCAUGGUGGAAAUAUGUUAAGCCAUCAGCCAAACAGUUUGACCCAGAACUCUGUGUCGAAUCAAAGCUCUGUGCUGGACUAUGGAAAUACAAAACCUCUUACCCAUUACAAAGAAUGUGGACAAGGAGUUACGCUACCUGGACAGAAUAAGACCUCUAUGUUGGCAUAUAUGCAGCAGCGUCAACAACCCACAUUGCCUCAUAUGAGCGAAGAGCAGAAUGGGAUGUUUGCAGUGAAGAAAUCUGGAAACAUUGCAUACAGGACGCUAGUACCACACAGCCAGGAUCAAAAUCCAGCUGCUGGUGUUCCUCGCAUUCCUGUUUCUGUUGCUGGCCCUGGUGGGAACACACAGCCUCCCAGUGUUUCCAUGGCAGGCAACCAUGGCAACACAGCCUAUCUCAGCAGUCAGCAGCAAGCAGUUGUACUCAAGCAGCGCCAGAUGCUACUGGAUCAGCAGAAACAGCGGGAACAGCAAAAGCAUUUGCUCAUGGAACAACAGAAACAGUUUCUUAUGGGACAGAGGCAACUUCUUGCUGAGCAGGAGAAGCAAAGACAUCAUCAGGAGCAGCAGCUCCAGAGACAUUUAACUCGCCCACCCCCUCAGUACCAGGAUCAGACACCAAAUCCAUACCAACAACAGACAGGACAAUUCACAGGUUCAUCUCCAGCAAUGGCAGGGGUAAAUAACUUAGGCCAAUCCAACUCCAGUAGCCCACGCAUGUUUUCUCAGCCCCAGAACAUGAUCCAGAUUGGAACAGGGCACAAUUCUGUCUCAUCAAGCAGCAAUCAGCAGGAUCGAGGAGUAACUCAGUAUAGUGGCUUGCAGAGCAUCCAGCGAGGUGGUUUGUACAACAUGACACCUGGUAUGACGCAGAUGGUUUCACAGCAUGCAAAUCCCAGUGCCAGUGGGCAGCCACAGAUGCAGAGACAACCCAGUUUGGUUCAAGGCAGUGCUCUUCCUGCUGGAUAUGGACAGAGCACCCUAGGAAAUGCAAGCAUUUCUCAGCAACAUAGUAAAGGAACACUGAAUCCCACAAUAUCCAAACCCCAGAUGGCAAGAAUGCCAACAACAAUUGGGGCUCAAAAUCCAUCAUGGCAGCACCAAGGCCUGCCAAAUCUAAAUACCCAGGCACAAGGAAAUAGUGGUUUAGGGACAUUUACUGCCAGCUCCACUUUCCAUAUGCAGCAGACUCACCUAAAAUUAACCAACCAACAGUUUGCGCAAGGGAUGCCUCAGGUAAGCCUCAACACCAGCAGGCCCAUGGGCUCCAUGAACUCGGCUGUUUCUGGACAGAUGUUACCAUCCAUUAGUGCCCAGCAGCGGACAAACCCUCCUACCCAGCAAACAGUUCCCUCACAACAGGUCUUGCCAGGCAUGAGCCAGGCUGUUCCAGACCUGACUACUUUCAGUCAGAAUCAAAAUCAGCAAAUGCCCAACAGGGCCAAUCUGCACUGUAGUCAAGGCUAUCCUGUGAGAACAACCAGUCAGGAACUGCCUUUUGCCUACAGCAGCCCUUCAGGAGGCAAUGGACUGUCAAGUUUAUCUGGGGAUACAGAUCUCAUAGACACUUUGUUGAAAAACAGGACUUCAGAAGAGUGGAUGAAUGAUUUGGAUGAGUUAUUAGGGAAUCAUUAAAAUGAAGUUUGGGAUUUUCUCUCCCUUUGCUUUUUUUAAAAAUUGAAAAUUAUCUUUGGACCAAAUACCUGUGGCAUUGAGAAGAUUCACAGGCAUUAGUGGGACUGUAUUGGAACUGCUCCCUUCUGGGUCUAACAUGAGAAGGAUGCACCAAUUUUGAUAGGAAAAACAGUGUGAUUUUUGUAGCGUGUCUGGAACACUGCACAUGAAUACAGUCCCCAUCAGUUUGGUGUAUAUCUCAGCUGGCCCUUCAAAAUUUUCAUUUUAGCAUUGUUUUGCAUUUGCAAAACUUAAAUGUUGACCCAUGCAGUGGUGGUGCAGAGAAAGCUGGCAAGGAAGACUCCAAGUAAUUCAGUGUUAAGGCAAUCUUUCCUACAGCUAAUACUUGACUGAUUUCUUGAUCUCAGUUUGGCCUGCUAAAUGGUAGAAGUAGCACCCUGCCAAUAUUUUAUUCCUGAGGAAAGAAUGUGCAACUUUUUAUUUCUUUCUAGGACCAUCUCUGGUUUUGAGGGGAUAGUCUUCUAAUCAGUGAUAUGUAUGCCUGCAUUUUCAGCAAACAAGAUAUGAAAGUUCACAAUAAUUGCUAAUGGCUUUCUGUGCUGGAGAUGUCCAUGUGUUAAAACAUGUCCAGCAGUCGGUUCCUGUAGCCCAAAACGGGGCCUCAGUCUUAAUUGGUUUAUGGCUUACUAAGCUAAGCAAUUUGCACUGCUGUGGGGAGGUGGGUAGUGACUGAGCUCUUGGUUUUUAGAUUUUUUUUUUAAUUUGGCCAAUCAGACUUAAAGUGUGUGCACUUUUCCUAUCCUUUCCAGCAUUCAUUAAAUGAGAGCGUUGGAUUGAUCACAGCUUAUUUCUCCUCUUUGAUUCAAAGAGCAUUUAUAAUAAGCAAUGUUUAUUGUUGCCACAUGAAUGCUGCACCAAUAAGAACAGGCUUUGUUAAUGUUGGUCAAGCAAGCCUUGUGCCUUGGACGUUGUUAACCAACAUGGAAAGCAAUUCAGUAGCGGCACAGGGAACUGGGGCAGGCAUGAUACUUUAUUAAAGGUAGUUCCAUUAUGAGAAGCCCCAACCCUUUGGGGGGAAAUGGUGAUUGAAACUCCUUAGAAAUAAGUAGAGUAUUUUCUGGAGAAGCAGAUGCUGCUGUUUCAAAUUGGUCCAUGGACAAGGUUUCAUGGCUGUUUAGGGUCAGUCCUGUACAGGGCAAGGAAAAGAGAGAAUUGUUCUUAAUAUGUUACCAAAAAAAUUCUUCUGCUUGCCAACAAGCCACCUAUUGCCUUAACCUUUAGUUUAUAAAGGUAAUAAAUUUGAAAGUUGUUUUAGAUGCACAGAUACCUCUCUGUUCCCUCCUCUGGGUUUUCUUUUGUUCUUUAAUGAACGCUAUACCUCCUGUUAUAAGGAUCUUUUAUGUACAUCAUCACACCUGCAACUGAGAAUUAAAGACUUUCCUUCAUGGCAGGCAUAUUCAGGAACAUUUCUACACAAAAAAGUGUAGAAAAGUCUGGGAUAUUUUAGGCACAGGAAUAGUUAAAGGGAUAAAACGGUUAAACCAUGGGAAGGAAAAUACUUUUUUCUGUAUCUGCAGUGUUUUCUCAAAUGUGCACUUUGGAAAAAGAAAUCUGCUUUAACACUACUUUUUUAUUUAAUCUUUUCCCAUUAGUUUUAUGUGCUUGUCACCCAUGAGCAGGUUACAUGUGUUGUGCUAAACAGAUUGUCUUGUAUCUUGAUGGACUGUUGAUGGAGGGAAAUGGAGAAAGCUGCAUAUUGAUGGGUGGUUCCACUGCUGAAUGUCCAAACUGAAGCAAAUUACAUAGCUUGUAUAUUUUAAAUGUUUCUAAGUGGUGAUUGAUUUAAUGAAUAAAGCAGAUGUCACUGAUAUUAUUAAGUAAAUUAGAUUAGCUUUAAAUUUACUAAUCUUUUCCAUAAGUCAUCGUUUGACUGAAUUUGUUUCAGUGAGCUUGGUUUAAUCAAAAAAAUUGAUCCAAGUUGAAUGUCAUCAGGAAAAUCUCCUUUUAAUCUUUGUAGCUGCUUUUCUUGGCCAGCAAAAAGGUGGGGUGGGGGAUGGAGUGGAUAUAAUUGUACUUGUUUUGUAAACGUUUGGGGGAUUUUGCACCAGUGUGCCUUCUUUUUCUUAUUGGAGGUACUUGGGACCUCAUACUUCUUAACUGUCUGGGUUCUGCUGAUUUUCUCCCUUGGGCACACUGAAAAAUGCCAGUUUUUAUGGAAUUUAAAUGAUAUUAAAUUCUAGAUAGAUGUCCCAUGUAGUAUUUGGGUAUAAAGAAAAUGCAACACCUUUCUAAUGCUACAAUCAGAUUUUGAUGUCCAGUAAAAGGCUGCUGUUUCCUCCCUUUAGCCUAGUUAUAUAGGUCUUUGUCAACUGCAAGCACAUGCUGUUUCAACUGCUGUUGAGAUAAAGUGUUCAGCAAUUUGGUCUUGAAUAUUGUUGAAAAGGCAUGUGGAAAAAUAUCCCUUAAAAAUCUGUAGGUAAGAACUUUUAAAUUACAGCACACUUCAGCAACCAUUUGGAUUCUGUCCAUGCAAAAUUAUUCAAAUUGUUAAAAUGUAGCAUUUGUGGAAUAAUGUCUAUGUGCUAUUCAGUGAUCAAUGAACAUGAACAUGGAGGUUGAGUGGGGAAAGGCUGAGUGCUGUCCUUUGGUAACUUGUAGCAGUUCAGAAACAAAUAUAUGCACUUGAGCUUUUCAUUUGCUGCAGCUUCAAAGCAAUAAGAUGUUGACUCCCCCAGCUUUACCCAGCCUGCUGCCUCCGCUUUAUUUAUAGACUGCGGUCAUGAACAGGUGAGAAGGUGUGAAAACAUCACUGUUCAAUAUCCACUGCCUUCCAAAAACCCCACAACUCAAUUGAAAGGGUGCUCAGUUUUUCUAUCCUACACAUUUUCUUUGUGUAAAUAAAUGUUUACAGUUUUAUAUUAAAGACUGAAUAAGAGUUAGAUCUUCUGAGUGUAUAUUUUUUACUUUUUAUAGAUUUAAAAACUAUAAUUCUUUAUAUAUAUGUUGGGGGUGGUUAUGAUAAGUUUUACACUUGUUUAAAUGGUAAACAGUUCAAAUUUCAAUCCUAACUUUUUUUUUUGUCAUUAAAAUGUAUAAAGAGCCCAUUAAUCCAGUUUUCUUUAACUACAAUGACUGUGGCACACCAAAAAAAAUCUUUCACUUCUGUUAUGGCAUUAUAAAAAAUAAAUAUUUUGCUAGUGUA